AUUGCCAGGCGCCUGGGCACCGGCCAUGGCUCGCCUCCGCCUGCUGCUGCUGCUGCUCCUGGGCCGCUGGCUGGCGCUCGGCGGCGCCUUCAAUCUGGACGCGGACGGCCCGGCUGUUUACUCCGGCUCGGCGGGGAGUUACUUCGGCUUCGCUGUGGAUUUCUUCGCGCCAGACUCCUCCUCGAUAUUUCUUCUGGUGGGUGCUCCAAAAGCGAACACUACACAACCUGACAUUGUAGAAGGAGGCCAGGUGCUCAAGUGUAACUGGAAUUCCAACAAAAACUGCCAGCCUGUUAUAUUUGAUUCCACAGGCGACAGAAAUUUUGCACCUAAUGAUCCACUGGAGUUUAAGUCUCACCAGUGGUUUGGAGCAUCUGUGAGGUCUAAAAAUGAUAAAAUUCUGGCCUGUGCCCCCUUGUAUCAUUGGAGAACUGAAGUGAAACAGGAGAGAGAGCCUGUAGGAACUUGUUACCUUCAUGAUGGAUCUAAGGCUGUUGAAUACGCUCCCUGCAGAUCGACAAUUAUUGAUGCUGAUGGACAGGGAUUUUGUCAAGGAGGCUUUAGCAUUGAUUUUACAAAGGGAGACCGGGUACUUCUUGGAGGACCUGGAAGCUUCUACUGGCAAGGUCAACUCAUUUCUGAUCGAGUGGCAGAAAUUGUGUCUAAAUACAAUUCCAAAGUCUACAGUAUAAAGUAUGAUGACCAGUUAGCAACACGGUCCGCUAGUGCUGCUUUUGAUGACAGCUACUUGGGUUAUUCGGUGGCUGUUGGAGAGUUCAGUGGUGAUGGCAUAGAAGACUUUGUAUCUGGGGUUCCAAGAGCAGCAAGAACGCUGGGCAUGGUGUCUAUUUACAAUGGGAAAAAUAUGUCAUCCUUGUACAAUUUUACUGGAGAACAGAUGGCUGCCUAUUUUGGAUAUUCUGUAGCUGCCACUGAUAUUAAUGGAGAUAAUUACACAGAUUUGUUUAUUGGAGCUCCUCUCUUUAUGGAGCGUGGUUCUGAUGGCAAACUUCAAGAGGUGGGUCAGGUCUCCAUAUGCCUACAACAAGCUUCUGGAGGCUUUCAGAUCAUAAAGCUGAAUGGGUUUGAGAUCUUUGCGAGAUUCAGCAGUUCUAUUGCACCUCUGGGGGACCUGGACCAGGAUGGCUUCAAUGAUAUUGCAGUUGCUGCACCCUAUGGUGGAGAGGACAAAAGAGGGGUUGUUUACAUCUACAAUGGAAGAGCGACAGGUUUGAAUGCAGUGCCAUCUCAGAUUCUUGAAGGACAGUGGGCUGCCCGUACCAUGCCACCAAGUUUUGGGUACUCACUGAAAGGAGCCACUGAUGUGGACAAAAAUGGAUAUCCAGAUUUGAUUGUCGGAGCCUUUGGUGUUGACACAGCUGUUUUGUACAGGGCUAGACCAGUUAUCAGUGUAAACGCCGGCUUAGAAGUUAACCCGACCAUUCUAAAUCCUGAGGAAAAAAUCUGUGAACUGCCAGAUACUCGUGUGAAAGUUUCCUGCUUUAAUGUAAAGUUCUGCUUAACAGCUGAUGGCAAAGGAAAGCUCCCCAAUACACUCACCUUUCAAGUGGAGCUGCUGUUGGAUAAGCUUAAGCAAAAAGGAGCCUUAAGGAGAGCUCUGUUUCUCCACAACAAACAGCCUGGUCACUCUAAGAAUAUGACUGUUGUCAAAGGGGGCACAAUGCGUUGUGAAGAACUUCAGGCUUUUUUGAGGGAUGAAUCUGAGUUUAGAGACAAACUUACUCCGAUCACCGUUUUCAUGGAAUAUCGGUUGGAUUACAAAACAGCCAAAGACUCAGCUGGAUUACAGCCCAUUCUCAACCAGUUCACUCCUGCUAACAUUAGCAGACAGACACACAUUCUGCUGGACUGUGGUGAAGAUAAUAUCUGCAAACCAAAAUUGCAGGUUGCAGUACACAGUGAUCAGAAGCAGAUCUAUAUUGGUGAUGACAAUCCUUUGACCUUGAUUGUCGAUGCCCAGAACCAAGGGGAAGGAGCCUAUGAAGCCGAACUCUUUGUUAUCAUUCCACCUCAAGCAGACUUCAUUGGUGUUGUUCGUAACAAUGAGGCUUUAGCACGUCUAUCAUGUGCAUUUAAAACUGAGAAUCAAACUCGCCUGGUGGUCUGUGACCUUGGAAACCCCAUGAAGGCUGGGACUAAACUAUUAGCUGGUCUGCGUUUCAGUGUGAAUCAGCAAUCGGAGAUGGACACCUCCGUGAAGUUUGACUUGCAGAUCAGAAGCUCCAAUCUAUUUGACAAUUUAAGCCCAACAACAUCUUAUCAGGCUGACCUUGCCAUCUUAGCAUCUGUUGAAAUUAGAGGUGUCUCUUCUCCUGAUCACAUCUUCCUCCCCAUUGCAAACUGGCAACCCCAGGAGAAUCCAGAGACAGAAGAAGACAUAGGACCUCUAGUUCAGCACAUAUAUGAGCUGAGAAACAAUGGUCCAAGUGCCUUUAGCAAGGUGAUGCUAAAUCUUCAAUGGCCUUACAAAUACAACAAUAACACCCUGUUGUAUAUUAUGCAAUAUGAAAUUGAUGGACCCAUGAACUGCACUUCAGAUAUGGAGAUCAAUCCAUUGAAAAUUAAGAUUUCAGUUCCUAAAGCAGAUGAGAAGAAUGAAACAAUUAGGGACGAAGAUAAUCGUGAUCACCAUAUAAAUCGAAGAGAUAUAACUGCCAUUGAAGGCGAUGUACAUACUUUGGGCUGUGGAACUGCUGAAUGUUUAAAAAUAGUCUGCCAAGUUGGCCGCUUGGAGAGGGGAAAGAGUGCAAUAUUGUAUGUAAAAUCUCGCCUUUGGACCCAGACCUUUAUGAACAAAGAAAACCAGAAUCAUUCAUACUCGCUCAAGUCAUCAGCCUCAUUCAAUGUUAUAGAGUUCCCUUACAAGAACCUUUCAUUUGAAGAUAUCCACAAUUCUACAGUAGUUACCACAAAUAUCACCUGGGGCAUUCAACCACAGCCCAUGCCAGUGCCAGUCUGGGUUAUAAUUUUGGCUGUCCUAGCAGGAUUAUUGCUCCUGGCUGUUCUAGUCUUUGUAAUGUACAGGAUGGGGUUCUUCAAACGUGUGCGACCUCCUCAGGAAGAACAAGAAAGAGAACAGCUGCAACCCCAUGAAAAUGGCGAAGGGACGUCAGAAGCUUAAAAAGAGUUUUAUCUGUGUAACAUACUGAAACUGUAAAAAUGCCAGCAUCUUGGUUACAAAUUUGGAUUUCCCUCUUAAGGAACAGACACUCCACAACUGCACUACUGCUGAUGUCUUUUGGCAUUGGGAAUAGCCUUAACUACAGAUUAAAAGCAAUAUAUUUAA
Gopherus flavomarginatus (Mexican gopher tortoise) is the source of this 3307-nucleotide messenger RNA. It is a transcript of the gene ITGAV, whose product is annotated as integrin subunit alpha V. NCBI's taxonomy places the organism in Eukaryota, Metazoa, Chordata, Testudines, Testudinidae. Gene Ontology annotation, biological process: integrin-mediated signaling pathway; angiogenesis; cell-matrix adhesion. The record is from RefSeq and is a predicted model, not a curated record. Gene Ontology annotation, molecular function: integrin binding. Bases 26 to 3142 code for a protein of 1038 amino acids. Gene Ontology annotation, cellular component: external side of plasma membrane; integrin complex. The transcript is spliced from 30 exons.